Drosophila grimshawi is the source of this 1817-nucleotide messenger RNA. RefSeq names its product nischarin. NCBI's taxonomy places the organism in Eukaryota, Metazoa, Arthropoda, Insecta, Diptera, Drosophilidae. Gene Ontology annotation, cellular component: cytoplasm. The transcript has 5 exons. Gene Ontology annotation, molecular function: phosphatidylinositol binding; protein kinase binding. The coding region runs from base 161 to 1603 and encodes 480 amino acids. The record is from RefSeq and is a predicted model, not a curated record.
CAUCACGACCCAUGCAAUUAGUCCAUCUCCAGUUACGGCACGGGAAUCAGCUGUGCAAUAACCACUUCAGUGUAAUUUUGUAAAUGUUGUUAUUUUUAGACAUAAAUUAAACGUUAAAUGUAACGUACGUUGACAAGUCCAAGAACACACACAGGCAACAAUGUCGUGUUAUUAUCGACAAUAUGAAGACACAACGGUCACAAUUCCCAAAUAUUCCGUCGAAAGCUCAGCGGGGAUCACAUAUUAUGACAUCAAGGUUCAGGUGGCGAACGUGGAAUGGUUUGUGGAGCGACGCUAUCGCGAUUUCGCUCAACUGCACGAAAAGCUCGUCGAGGAGAUAUCAAUCAGCAAAAAGCUGCUGCCGCCAAAGAAGCUAGUGGGCAAUAAGCAGCCCGCGUUCCUGGAACAGCGUCGCGAGCAACUGGAAAUCUAUUUGAGGGAGCUGCUCAUUUAUUUUCGCAACGAGCUGCCACGUUUGCUGGCCGAAUUCUUAGAUUUCAACAAGUAUGACAUCAUCUAUCUGCUACAGGAUCUGGCCAGGGUCUUCAACGAGACCGGCGAUGCACUCCUGAGUGCCAAAAAGGAGUACAGCCUCUCGGCUCUAGAGGUUUAUGCCAUCAGUGAGCGCCUCUCCUUGCCCUGCCCACCGAGUGAACUAGGCGGCAAAUUUGACUUCUCGCAUGUGCUGGACUUUAGCAUGCAGCUGGCGGCAUUGGUGGUGACGCCGGUUAAGGACAACACCAGUUUUGUGCAGGACUACAAUACGGUGGAUGUGCCAAUUGGACGCAGCAAUAUCAUUCCGAAUCGCUUAAGCUUCAAUUUGAAUGCAUUCCGUAAUCUCAAAACUCUCAAAUUCUCAGCACUGUCCACGGAGAAUAUUGUGGACAUUGAGCCGUUGAAGCCAACUCUGGAAACGAUCUGUGUGCACAACACAACAAUUACACAUAUCAAUCAGGUGCUGCUCUGCGAUAAUCUGCAUAAAUCGUGCGAUGUGCCCAGCCUGGUGCCGGAAACGAUAGCCGAAAAUGGUGACGAUGCCCUGCUUACCACGGAUGCAUGGAGUGAGCUUAGCGAACUGGACUUGACCGGCAAUCUAUUAACACAAAUCGAUGGCAGUGUACGCACUGCACCCAAACUGCGUCGCUUGAUACUCGAACAGAAUCGCAUACGCAACGUGCACAAUCUGGCGGAGCUGCCACAUCUGCAGUUGCUGUCGUUGUCGGGUAACUUGAUUGCCGAAUGUGUGGACUGGCAUCUAAGCAUGGGCAAUUUGGUGACCCUAAAACUGGCACAGAACAAGAUCAAAACGCUGAAUGGACUGCGCAAGUUGCUCUCCUUGGUCAACUUGGAUUUGAGCUGCAAUCUCAUUGAGCAGCUAGAUGAAGUUGAUUUUGUUGCCAAUCUGCCGCUCCUAGAGACUCUGCGACUCACUGGUAAUCCUCUUGCAGGCAGUGUCGAUUAUCGUCCUCGCGUCUUAGCGCGUUUCCACGAGCGUGCUGCUGAAAUCUCGCUGGACAAUGAGCCGGGCACCCAACAGGAGCUAGACACUGCGCUUGUAUUGUCCGCCCUACUGCAAUCUAAACAGCGACAACAGCAGAAAUGACCAAGAACAGUACAAUUCCAAUCCUCGAAAAAUAGCCCUAAUCAAAAAAAGUAUUCUUCUGGUGUCAAAAAGAGUUUAAGUUCAGUUAGUUUAGUAGCAGAGCGAGUCUUCUAGCUACAUCAGACUUGCUUUCAAAAUCCAACCUAUGUGCGAGCUAAGGAAUUGGCAUUGAAAGACUCAAACUGUUCUUACCAAUAUACAAAAUUUUAUUUUA